AUGGACCACGGCCUCUCAACCCGUGGCAGCGAAGCGGCCAGGCCAGACGAUGGCAUGCUUCUUUGGACCAUCGUCCAGAACCUCUGGGACCCAACAACGAAUCCGACAGGAUACAUCAGUCUCGGUAUUGCCGAGAACUCACUCAUGCACGAAAGACUAUCGGAGCACAUCCACAAGAACCUCGCGGUUCCGACGCACUCUUUCACAUACGGUGAUGGCAUGACGGGAUCCAAGCGAUUGAAGGCAUCUCUCGCACGCUUUCUUACGGGCCACCUCAAGCCUGUCACGGCCAUCCAGCCGGAACAUGUCUCUGUGACCAACGGCUGCAGUUCGGCAAUCGAACAUUUAGUUUGGGCGUUUGGAAACCCUGGGGACGGGUUUCUGCUUGGACAGCCCCACUAUGGCGCGUUCGUUCCGGACGUGGAGUAUCGGACGGGCUGCGAGCUUGUCCCGGUCCCUUUCCAAGAUAUUGACCCUCUUGGGGCCGGUGCCGCGCAAAAGUACGAGGACGCUUUGCUGGCUUCCCGGGCCAAGGGUGUCAAGAUUGCCGCGUUGAUCCUGUGUCACCCGCACAACCCACUCGGAAGGUGCUACCCACGGGAUGUUAUUCUGGAUCUGAUGCGGUUGUGCCAGAAGUACGACAUGCACCUCAUCAGUGACGAGAUCUAUGCGCUUUCCGUUUGGAAUAAUGACAUCGACACUCAACCUCCUCCAGUGGCGUUCGAGUCUUCCUUGUCGAUCGACACGACUGGAGUCAUGGACGCACACAGACUUCACGUUCUCUGGGGCAUGUCUAAAGAUUUUGGUGCUAACGGCAUCAGGCUCGGAGCCAUCAUAUCUCAGCACAACCCCUCUUUCCACAGAUCUUUGACACCGGUCGGCAUUUAUAGUUCCCCGUCCUCGAUCUCGGAUCAUAUUACUGCGAACAUCCUUGACGAUAGCGAGUGGGUCGACGGCUACAUUGCGGAGAACCAGAAGAAGCUUCAAGAGCACUACGAACUAGUUGUGGCCUGGGCGAAGCAGAACGGGAUUACGUAUGCGCAGGGAGCAAAUGCGGCGUUCUUUUUGUGGAUAGAUUUGGGAAAGACUUAUCUCGAGCGACAUCCAGAGAGAACGGUUGACGAUCUUAGCGGAGAGGUAAUGCGCGCGUUAUUGAGUAAGAAGGUGUUCAUUGCUUCCGGGAAGCAGUUUGGUUCUGAGAGACCUGGUUGGUUCAGGAUCGUCUUUUCCAAUAAGAAGGAUCUGUUGCUCGAGGGUCUGAAGCGCAUUGUCGAAGCGAUUGAAACGUAA
Messenger RNA from Colletotrichum chrysophilum, 1290 nucleotides. RefSeq lists its product as uncharacterized. The record is from RefSeq and is a predicted model, not a curated record. The transcript has a single exon. NCBI's taxonomy places the organism in Eukaryota, Fungi, Ascomycota, Sordariomycetes, Glomerellales, Glomerellaceae. Gene Ontology annotation, biological process: biosynthetic process; amino acid metabolic process. Gene Ontology annotation, molecular function: pyridoxal phosphate binding; transaminase activity. Bases 1 to 1290 code for a protein of 429 amino acids.